AUGCGGAUGCUGAUGUUUAAGCUGAUCACUAAGAGUAAUCUUGAAUAACUAGAUGCUAAAUUUGCUGAAUUCAAAAGAUAACACAAUAAAUUUAAUGUUGAAUUGACAGCAUAAAGUGAGACUUAAAUAAGACCUAAAUGA
Messenger RNA from Paramecium octaurelia, 141 nucleotides. Lineage: Eukaryota; Ciliophora; Oligohymenophorea; Peniculida; Parameciidae. The record is from the annotation of a GenBank genome assembly.